UAUCGCGCGUCGGUUAGUCCCUCACGGCCGACGCCUGUUGUGAAUUUCAGUCCACCAUUGCAUCACUGCUCCUUUGUUUGCGGGGGGGUAUACGUGAUUAGUGAAUUGUUGGCGCAGUUAUUGAGGCACCAAAGAUCGGCGACGAAAACGACCACAACACGGCUCCACUGAAUCCGCCUCUAAUAUCCUGUGGUAUCUAGCCCCUCAGUGGCGUCCGGGUGUUAUUGUGAAUCGCUCAUUCCACAAUAGCAUGGCUGCUCCUUCGUUUUAACGGGGGAUACGUGACGUGUUGAAUUGAUGGCGCAGUUAUUGAGACACCAAAGUUAUCGGUGUGUAAGCUGGGAAUCAAUAAACCCGAGACGAUAAACGUGUCUUCACUAGCCAAGUAAAUAUAGUUCUAACACGCUGAUCAUGCCUACAACGUGGAAACGUGCGUGGCAGGUGUGAAGACACGAGGGAGAGGAAGCUUUCCCUGGGGCGGAUAAUGGAGGUACUCGACUUUGGUUGGAAUAUGAGGAUGUGGAGGAUGUGAGCGGAUCAAACACGGCCACCGCAAAGCACUGGGAGUUCAUUUUGCGGGAUAAUAUCACACCUGACGUACCAACUCUAAACCCCAUAAGAUUUUCCUCUCAAGUGCUGGGAUUAUUUUCACAUCGCAAAGCAAUUGUUUUGGUGCAUAUAUCAUCGCAGCAACGUUGGAAUAAAAAUGUGGAGAGGAAAACUGUAGCUCUAGUACAGUUGUGUAUUAUUUCAGUACCAGUGAGGAGGCGUCCGAUAAAAAGGAAUUGAAAAAUCGACAGGAAGGCUGCAUGAAGUUUGAUUGACUGAAAAAAAUGGGUCAAUUAUAGCAAUUAUCGAGAGCUGAAGUGAAUCCUCUUUAGCAAUAAAGAAGAAUAAAAAAAAGUCCUGGAAAAAUGAGUUCCUGACGGAGAGUGAGAACGCGCCUUCAUGCAGAGAAGGUGACACAAGAACUCCAAGGGACCCAAAUUUUGGAUCAUUUACUUGGGACAAUGGACUCUCAAUGUGAGGACUUGUGUUUUGGUGAGAUAGUGGUACCAUCGUUCUAACCCCAUACAAAUGAUAUGGAAAUGCCGAGAGCCACUGGCUCCGCGUUCGAUGAUCGAAAACAAAAUAAACAACUCGGUGACAUCAUCCGCGCGAUGAUGUGCCGACACAAAGGAUUUCGGACAGUUGAUAAAUUAGAUAGAGUGAAAAUUUUCUGAAAUUUUGUUCGCGACAGUGAACACAGACAGUCGAUAUUAGUCAUUCGGAGGUGGUGCGUGUUUCUAAAAAGUUGGUUAUUGAGUGUUAAAGUGUAUGGUGAAGUGAUCAGUGUUUUUUUUUUUUUAAAGACUAUGAAAGUGUGCUGUGGUUAAGGAUGUCCAAGUAUCUCAUUAAUUCGGUACAAAUGCAAAUUUUUUCAAUUUUUAAAUUAAAUUAUGUGUAAAGGGUGGGGAAAAAAUAUUCGGUUAUAUAGUGCUUGGAUAUCCUUCAGUGUAUUAGUGUUGUGUUGUGUUGUGUCAUCGAAGGAGUCGUUCCGGUCAAUUGCCUCGGAGAUUUGGUCACAUUGGACACUACUGGCAGGCUAUUGGAGAGAUCAGAACGGAGCUGUUGUUUUGAUCCAACGCCGGAGUUUUUCUUGCUGAGAAUAUACUUGAGGGGGAUAAGAGGUACGUGAACACGAGAGUUUGUUUAUUCUUCAGUGACAUAACGUCAAUGGAAUUGACAAAUCCGUACUAGGGCACACGCUGGCUGUCUCAAUCGCUGAUCUUCGUCGUAUGCUGCUAAUCAUGACACAGACUGAGACGCCUGUUGCUUCUGACUGAUCUAUGAGCCAAGUUGAGAGGAUAAAAUUGCAUAACGAGAAAUUAAAAUGGCUGGAUACGUUAGAUUUGCAUUUGCUGUGAUGCUAUGCAUCGCAAAUAUGAUAAUCUACGGUUUAAAAGUCAACAUAUCAACCACGAUAAUAGGAAUGGUAAAGCCGAGAAAUACAACUGAUGGAAUUAACGUUGUCCAUCCCUGCGAAGAUUUUACAAACGCAGAUUAUAAAAAUGGGACUGCUGGACCCGAUAUUCAUGGCCCUUACGAUUGGACAACCGUUCAACAAGGGCUCGUGGUUAGUCUGUACUUUGCUGGUUACAUGGUUGGCAUGUUCCCAGCGGGAUACUUUGCCGAUAGGUUCAAUACAAAGUACGUUCUACUCACUUCAGUCCUUCUGAAUUCCCUGUUUACACUGAUGGUACCAGUGGCGUCUGAGUCCCUCGGUGUUCUCCUCUUCCUGAGAUUCAUGACCGGUUUGGUGAGUGCAGCUAAUCUACCGGUUGUCAAUGUACUCGUUGGUAAAUGGGUCGUCUACGAGGAGAAAAGCACGUGGGUUGCCAUCAUCAAUGCUGGCACAUCAAUUGGCACUGUCAUCUCCAUUUUCACGUCUGGUAAUAUCAUGAAAGACAUCGGCUGGAAAUCGGUAUUCUAUAUUCAUGGAACCCUUCCUCUUAUUUGGUGCGGUGUUUUUGCAUUUUUCUUCGCUGAUAAUCCCGAGACACAGAAAAUUAUCAGUGAAUCGGAGAGGGAACUCAUUGUCAAUUCUUAUGGGCAUCGAAAACCUCAGACGGGGAAGAGCGAUGUACCUUGGAGGGAGAUUUUUACAUCGAAACCAUUUUGGACACUUGUCGCUACCAAUACACUGGGUAAUUUCAACUGGUACUUCAUGUUGACGCAGCUGCCACUUUACAUGAAUAAAGUGCUGAGAUUUAACAUCCAGAGUAAUGUCGCCAUUAGUUGCUCUCCAUAUUUGAUUAAUGCUGUGACAAACCCUCUGCUCGGUAGAAUACUCGAUUGGGGAAGGAAGAAGGGCUUUUGGUCACAGACGAACGGACGAAAAAUAGCAGUUGGUGUCAGCUGCAUUCCUCCCAGUAUUCUCAUGCUUGCAAUUGCAUACUCCGGCUGCGAAAGAAUUGGGGCAUCAAUAAUGCUGGUGAUCAGUAUUGUCAUUUGUGGCGCCAUAUUUGUCGGUCACUUAACCAAUCAGAAUGAUUUGGCGCCAAACUACGCUGGCAUUCUCAUGGGAAUAACAAAUACACCGGGAACAAUUUCCGCAUUCAUUCUGCCAGCACUUGUCGGAGAAUUGAAUAAAAAUGGCCACUCCUUUGAAAGCUGGAGAUAUGUCUUCUGGCUGAGUAUCAUCUGUCAACUGGCAGCAUUUGUUAUUUUCACCCUUUUCGGUUCCGCAAAAAUUCAGGAGUGGAACUAUCCGAAGGGCUCGGCCGAGAGAAAUGCCGUGCGAAAUGGGGACCAAAGGGACGGGGCUGAGUCAAGAAUGAUCUGAUGAUUUCCAUCGACCUGAACAGAUAACUGUAAACUCUGAAAAUCCUUAUCCAAAAAUUACUCAAUCAAUAAUCAUAGAUAAGCUAAAUAUUGCUAGUGAAGUUACGACACGAUACAACAGACCACCCGAACUUGCUAAUUAACAAUCUGGGAGUUCACAUUUUGUCGCUUCCAAUUAGUCCUGUCUGUUGACCGCAGUGUUACUGUCCUUUCACCCAUUCGUGAAAAGGGAUCAGGAAUCUCUUGUGAGGGAGUCAAACAUCGUUUACAAAGUUUGAAAUAUCACAUUUGUGGUCUAUUUACAGACUCACGAAAAUCAAUGGCCAAUUCGUUGUCGACUAAUUAUCUUCCUGAGAAUGUACUCCUGAUUAUUUUCCCCAAAAUCCAUGACUUUUGAUGUCAAAGUUAACAGCGAGAUGAAUCUUAAUACUUUUAGAAUAUUUGUUUUGUCCUCAAACUUUACUAAAAUCUGUGCAUCACUUGUAUUGCCAUGACCUUCACUAAUUCAUGAGGGGACCCAUUAGUUAUGGACAACCGUAGGUAGUUGUAUCAUGAAUAAUGCCCUCGUGCGCCAUUUUAACCCCUUUAAGAGCAGGUGACCUUGUGGAUGAAUGUGGAUGAGUAUCAACCUGCUGCUUUUGGAAUUCAUUCGAUGAUCCAUCGCCAUUUCGUUACUUUCGCCCGUGGGAAAGCACCUGCUGCCUCAGAUCUCAGUUCUCAUCCACUUUGUGCUACUACUUUCGCUUUCGAUUCGACCGAAUUUUUUUAUGUUCCCCCAUUUCCAAACUGAACAUCUUCUUCUCGAGGUGAUACUAAACCCUAAAAAAAAUCAAAAUAUCCCCAACUUUUACUCGAAUUGCAAUUUAAACGCACAAAAUAAAUUCAUUAAUUUCA
Diachasmimorpha longicaudata is the source of this 4218-nucleotide messenger RNA. RefSeq names its product sialin-like. The record is from RefSeq and is a predicted model, not a curated record. Gene Ontology annotation, molecular function: transmembrane transporter activity. The transcript is spliced from 13 exons. The coding region runs from base 1874 to 3325 and encodes 483 amino acids. Gene Ontology annotation, biological process: monoatomic anion transport; transmembrane transport. Gene Ontology annotation, cellular component: membrane. Lineage: Eukaryota; Metazoa; Arthropoda; Insecta; Hymenoptera; Braconidae.